Cavenderia fasciculata is the source of this 816-nucleotide messenger RNA. Its product is annotated as myosin IK. Gene Ontology annotation, molecular function: actin filament binding; microfilament motor activity; ATP binding. Gene Ontology annotation, cellular component: myosin complex; cytoplasm; plasma membrane. The record is from RefSeq and is a predicted model, not a curated record. The transcript has a single exon. NCBI's taxonomy places the organism in Eukaryota, Evosea, Eumycetozoa, Acytosteliales, Cavenderiaceae. Gene Ontology annotation, biological process: chemotaxis to cAMP; actin filament organization; vesicle transport along actin filament. Bases 1 to 816 code for a protein of 271 amino acids.
AUGCGUGUGUUGGAUGAUGUCUGCAAGACGGUGCAUGCCGUCGACUCGGCCACCGCCGACACCAAGUUUAUCGAAAAGUUGAUCCACCAAAUCCAGCAUCCACACUUUGUCGUCUCCAACACGGGCUCUUCGGCCGACGAGUUCACCAUCAAGCAUUAUGCCGGUGACGUCACCUACUCGAUCGAAGAGUUUUGUUUCAAAAACAACGAUAAUCUGUAUGCAUCGAUCGUAUGUUGUUUGCAGUCUUCCACCUACUCGUUUAUCGCCGGUCUCUUCCCCGAGGACAUGAUGGACAACAAGCAGGCACCCACCACCGCAUCAUUCAAGAUUCGUCAGUCUGCCAACUACCUCGUCCAGCGUCUCUCGUCGUGCACACCCCAUUACAUCCGUUGCAUCAAGCCCAACGACAAGAAACAGGCCAUGUCCUUUGUAUCGUCGCGUGUCGAGCAUCAAGUCAAGUACCUCGGUCUCCUCGAAAACGUCAAGGUCAAGCGUUCCGGUUUCGCCUACCGUCACUACAAAAACGUGUUCCUCGACCGUUUCGGCAAGAUCUUUGACCAGCCACCCCGCGGUGUCCCCGAGUUUGUCGAAGCCCUCAUGCGUGUCACCAAAGACAUUCCAGCCGACGAAUUCGAAGAGGGCAAAACCAAAAUCUUUGUCAAGAACCCUGAAACCAUCUUUGUCUUGGAGGAUCUACUCAUGCAAAAGAUCGAUCCCGUUGGUUACAAACAACGUGUACAAGCCUAUAAAGAAAAUCAAAAACUUGCUCAAGCUAAACAUAGUCAUGGUUUAAAACCAAAAUGUUUAAUUCAAUAA